AUGGCCCACCAGGCAACCCCUAGUUCCCAGAAGGCCCUGAUGAUGGAGCUGAAGUCUCUGCAGGAGCAGCCGGUGGAGGGCUUCCGCAUCACUCUGGUGGAGGAGUCUGACCUCUACAACUGGGAAGUGGCCAUCUUUGGGCCCCCAAACACUCUGUAUGAGGGAGGCUACUUUAAGGCUCACAUCAAGUUUCCAGUUGACUACCCAUACUCCCCGCCAACCUUCCGCUUCCUCACCAAGAUGUGGCACCCCAACAUUUACGAGAACGGAGAUGUUUGUAUCUCCAUCCUGCAUCCUCCUGUUGAUGACCCUCAGAGUGGGGAGUUGCCCUCUGAAAGGUGGAACCCCACCCAGAAUGUUAGGACUAUCCUGCUUAGUGUGAUCUCGCUGCUCAAUGAGCCCAACACGUUCUCGCCAGCCAAUGUGGACGCCUCCGUCAUGUUUCGUAAAUGGAGGGACAGCAAAGGCAAGGACAAGGAGUAUGCAGAGAUCAUCAGGAAGCAGGUGAUGUCAACAGCAGCAGAGGCCGAGCGCGAUGGCGUCAAAGUGCCGACCACACUGGCGGAGUACUGCGUCCAGACCAGGGUUCCCUCCCAGGACAGCAGUUCGGACCUCCUCUACGACGACCUCUACGACGACGACAUGGAGGAGGAGGAUGAGGAGGAGGACGAGAGCGAGAUGGAGUCCGUAGGUGAAGCCGGGGGGAUCAGCGCCGUGGAGGAUGGCGGGACGUCCACCAGACGUUACGACAACCAGGACGACUCUGGCAACGAAGACUCGUGAUGAUCUGGAUGAUAACUCCUUCCUGCCAACCCCCCUCCCCAACCACCCAACACCCACACCCUCCUUGUUUGUAUGUGUUACGUUACAGUUUUGUGUGUGUGCGAGUGUGCGUGCGUGCGUGUGUUUGCACAGACAGUGGGGUCAAGGGUCUACUGCCAAAAAACUUUUCAUCAUUUAUUAAACUAACACCAAUGAUCGAUCAAAUAAUAGUUCUCAAAUGCUCUUACGUACAUAUUCAGCAAAAGUUUGUUGGUAUUGUUUUCACUGAAGGUCAGAUUUGGUGUUUCUACCGUUUGCCUUAAUUAUAGCUUGCACUCUGUCCAGCAUGAAAUGUUUUGCAGAGUUUGAGAACUGAAAUUAUUCCAGCUCCAUUUGAGAGAAUGCUGAGAGUGUUUUUGACGUUAACGUUUCAAGUUUUCUAAAUGUAUCCAUUGAGGAUCCAUCUUCUCCCAUGCUGCUUUAAACUUGAAAAGAUGAUAUGCCUCUGCAGAGUACAAUAGUAUUAGUCCAUGGUCAGUGAGUGAUUAAUCAUGUGCAAGACUCCAGACACAGCAAAACAUCCUCACACCUGAAUAUUAUUACUCUAUCGUGCAACCAAGUCCUCACAUACUGUACUGUAAGUUGUUUGGCUGCAAUCAUGAAGUGGAUUUUUUUUUUCAUGUGUAAACAAUAGUUUCAGCAGUGACAUUUAAGUACUUUUAGCCCAUACUAAAACAUUAGACUCGUUUUCCCAUUUUAAAAAAAUUGUUUCGGAACUGCUGCAGUUUCUUAUUUGCCUUGCAGGCUUUAUAACCAUGGUGCCAUCUUGAGGUCUGUCUGGUCCCUGUCUGGAUGAAAACAACUUCAAAUUUGUAAAAAAGAAAUUUUUGCAGCCUUUCAAUCAGAGUCCUCUUUUUCAAGUUCACGCAUUAGUAGUAGUCACAGUUAAUUAGUUAUUAAAAGACCACAAUAAUUGACGUUGUGUAGGAGCAUACAUGCAUUAAUAUUUGAAUUACACUGCAUGCAUGGUGAGGCAAUAAUUUCUGAAAACCUUUCAAUCACAUAUACCAGUAAUUAUUUCCGAUCAUUUCCCAAAGAUAGAAAUGACGUGUUGGUUUUUAAUGUAGUUGUUAUUUGAAAACCAUCCACAAAGUAGACAACUUGUCUUAGUUUUUGAUAAAUGAUGAAAACAAACUGUCCUCGUGGUGGUCUCUUGAACCCCCACUGUGGCUGGCCGGUUCUUCGUCUGCCAGCCCAUGUCAGAUUGUAUGGUUUUGUGUUCAAAGGCUGGCUCUAUCCAUCAUGUCUUUACUUGUUGCUGUUUUUUUUUUUAAUGUACUUCUCUUGUUUUGUCCGAUGACAUUCUGUCCUCCCUGACUUGUCCUUUGUAUUCUGUGGAAUGGCUCAGACAGUCUGGCUAAUGGCCACGUUGCUGUUUGGCUCAUUAAGCAGACGAUGAGCCGGCCAGCUUGUCUUGUCACUGUCCAUCAGUGUGUCCCGUGGCAGAAUAUCUCUGUCCCUCUCACGCCCGUCUGUUCCACUUUGAUGCAAUCGACUUAAACUUGCAAACGCAGGCUCUGCCGUGACUCCACCCUCUUGGACCCACCUUCAGUAGUGUCCAUCGCAACUGCUCCUUCAUGAUUGCUCAAAGCAACGUCAUUUGUUCGGGGGUGAACAAGGUGAAAACCUUCUCUCGCAUCGCCUCCUACACCUCUCUCUGCCUCUUAAACCUCAGGGCCUCAAUAGACUUUCACUGAGAGAAAAAAAUCAGUUAAAGAGAAACUUAAUACACAAACUGCUCCUCACUUCCACCUCUUUUUUCUUAUUUUCUGCAUCUCUGAGUGUUAUUAGAGGGCAGAGAGUGAACUGAAAGUCUCCAAUCCCACCGCCAGCGUGUUUACACGUGACUUGAGUGUUGCUGUUGGUCCUGAUUAGGGUCCUUUAAGUUGUUUUCUUCUUGGUAGGCUAGAGUCAAAUUCUAAAAAAAAAAUCAAAAUACACAUGUAGGGACUUUGUCCUCAAGGCAGUGCUCACAUUAUGUUGCAAUAGAUGUGAAAAUGUUACGUUUUGCUCUGUGACUCCAACCUAUGCUUCAAUGCAACUUAGUGAAAAUUGGACGUUGUUACUGUGCUUACACCACAUCCACAGUAUGUUGAUCGACAGGGACAAAAUCAACAUGCAGCUUAGCCACACAUUUGCAUUUGAAUGAAUAUGACACUGAUUGCCUGUUAUCUGUGUGUGUGUGUGUGUGUGUGUGUGUGUGUGAGUAUAUCUACAUUUACUAUUCACCUAUUGCACCUAUUGAUUGCGAUGUCAGGGUUUUCUUGUUGCUGUCUCUGUGGAACCGGUGCAGAGGUUUGUCACACAAGUGAGUUUGCCCAAAUGACCUUUUGGACUUUGUCCAGUUGAGAAAACAUUCAGUGUGUUUGCACUGUGUCCUAGUGCUGUUUUAAGAUGCCUGAAUUGGCUGAGGAUUUGACUGAAAAAAAAACACACACACACACCCUCUGAGUAUUAAACUUCUGAACACGCUGAACAGAAUAAUGUGACUAACAUUACUUGUAUGGCAUCAAGUAAACCCCAUGUUUGAGCUGUGUGUUCCGGUUGUGGGUAUGAGUCUGUUGCCCUGUUCAACGCAACAGAGCACUGGGGCAAACCUUUGAUUCACAUGGCUGGAUUUUAUGCCAAGGAAACCAAGUACAGCCCCACAGCCGCUCAUUUUAAAGACUACGGAGUAACGGAUGCAUGUAGUGGAUUUAACGCUGUUUGAAUAAACUCUUGAAGAGAUUCCUUUUGGAUUUUAAUGUGAAGCCAAAGGAGUGAAACAUUUUCUCCCGGUCUUGUGCUCUGGCGUCUCUCAGAGACUGGAUUCUGUUGAGGACGGGGGGAGAGGAAACACACUCCUGAGCCAGAUCUUAAAUGGAUUUGAUAUCAAGGCACAACAGGAAGUGGAUUGAUGCCAGAAAUUCUGAACUUUUAUUGAUGUGGUCCCCAUUUUUUGCCCAUUCUUCACCAUAUAGAGAAGUAAAAUGAUAGUCUGUAAGAGGAAGUACCAAUCUCACGUGUACCUGCUAAGGGAAUAAUUCGGCAUUUGGUGAAAUGCAUUUAUUUGCUUUCUGGUGGAGAGUUAGAUGAGAAGAUCAAUACCACUCCUCAUGUCUGUCUGUUAAAUAGGACACUUAAGACCUGCAGCUGGUUAGCUUAGCUUAGCACAAAGACCAGAAACAACUAGCCUGGCUGUGUCCCAGCAGUAACAAAAUCCACCUGCCAGAACCCUAUUAUCUCACUGAUUAACACUUUCUAUCUCAUUUGUUUAAUCCAUACAAAAAACAAUUAGUAAUUUUGUAAGGGUCAUGUGCUGAACUUUUUCUUGGCUGGGAGUAGUAAGUUUCCGCUGGUUGCUUGGCAACUUCUGAGUGUCCACUGCAUAACCCCCUGUAAGGCUGAUAUUUGUACCAUAAGACAAACCCAAGCUAGCCGUUGCCCCCUUUUUCCAGUCUUUAUGCUAAGUUAAGCUAACUGGCUGCUGGCUGUAGAUGUAUAUUUAACAGACAAACAUCAGGUAUCAAUCUUCUCAUCUAACUCUCUGCCAGAGAAUGAAUGAGCUUUGCAGUGAGUUACCUUAGUUUAUCACAAAGACUGGAGCAAGGGAAACGGCUCUGUCUUAUGUUUCCAUAAACAGCCUACCACGUAAGAGUGGUAUCGAUCUAUCUAACUCUCAGCAAGCAAUUAAGCGUACCUCCCAAAAUGUCGACUUAUUGCUUUAAAGCCAAGUUUUUGCCUCCUAUCGUAAAUAAAAAAUCGGAAACUGCAUUAUUGUUUUUGUUAGUGUAAAGUCUAGGCAUAGUGUAGCCCUUACAAUAGCAAUUCGAUGAUCAAUAGAGCUCUUCGAUAUUAGAAUCCUCCACUUUUUAUACAUAAUGUAUGCCUUGUUUUUAUAAUGAGCGCAGGUGGAAAAAAGCUAAGGGGGCCUUUAGAGGGAAGAGAGCCACCAAUGUAUUAUUAUCUCUGAGGGACAAGGAAAAUUUUCCAAACUCAACCUAAGACAUGACUUGCUUGAAAGGACCGUAGUAUAAGAUGUUGAGAUGUUAUUCCAUACACACUGUUACAUACAAAAGACUGAAUGACAUCAUUUAGUUCAUUUAAUCUGUGUGCGUGAGCAUGUGAGUGCACAAGUGUGUAUUUUUUGAAGUGUGGGUCAACACUGUGAGGUCCUCCUGAGGCCUUCACAUAGUCACACAGUUAAUGGACUGAACUGACCACAAUGCUACCACAACAUGUCUACACCUAUUGAUGUUAAUGCUGUCCUUGUUGGUUUCUUUGAUUUUAUUUCAUUUUUUUUCCCUCAACAUUUUGUGUUUGUGAGGAUGCAAAUGUCACUCAUAAAGUUUCUAUUGUAAAAAAAAAAAUACAUUGUUGGGUUUGUUUGCAAUAUAGCUUUGAUAUCUGUUGCUAAGCCCACAUGUCAUGGUAAACAGACAACACAGCAAGCUGGUAUUUGGAGUAAAAAUUAGGAGUGAUAUGCAAAUGGAGGCAUAAAGUUAUUGUGGUUAAGUUGGAAAAUCAUUAAAAAUAAACCAGUAUGUCAUUGAAA
Molecule: messenger RNA, 5356 nt
Organism: Lates calcarifer (barramundi perch)
Lineage: Eukaryota; Metazoa; Chordata; Actinopteri; Centropomidae
Gene: ube2r2
Product: ubiquitin-conjugating enzyme E2R 2
Exons: 5
Coding region: 1-783 (260 amino acids)
Biological process (GO): ubiquitin-dependent protein catabolic process; protein polyubiquitination
Molecular function (GO): ubiquitin conjugating enzyme activity
Source: RefSeq, a predicted model, not a curated record